AUGUGCGAAAAUCAUCCUGCCGUCCGUCAUGCUGUAAUUGCUAUGAGUGCAUGGCAUACCCAUUUGGAACGAAUUCCAGCAAGCCAAAAAGAACACCCAGAUUCCUGUCUGGCUCUUCGUCAUUCUACGAAAGCCAUUGCUUGCCUCCGGGAAAGUCUCGCUCGAGAAAUUCUAACUCCAAACAGCUCAAGCCUCACCCACAAGAAAGUAAUGCUAGUGACAUGCUUGGCUUUUACCGUGCUUGCUCUAUUCCAAGGAGAUCUCUUUUCUGCUCGCAAUCAUCUUGUCUCCGGUUAUAAGAUUUUCAAAGAAUGGAAUGUUCAGGAAGAUAAAGAUUUUACUGGGGUGGCCCUGGGACAGGCUUUUGCACAGAUCCACGUUCACUGGUUUUUCUGCUCUCAUCCCGAGAUAUUCCUCGAGGGUUCUGAACUUAUUGAUGGCGAGAAUUGGAUAUGCCCGAACACUACAGCCGCUCCAUCAAAGAUUACUCCACAUCUCUUUUCGGGUGUUGAUCAGAUGGAUAGCGUCCAAAAAUUCAGAUUCCUGGUCUCGGAUUUAAUACUGAAUUACACCACCUGCGAGUUUGAGAUUGGACCAGCAAGCUCCGUCGGCCGCGGCGCAGCAGCAGUUUUGACCAAGCUUCGACUCUGUAGAAGUCGUCUCACGGGCACCCUCGUCGAAUUGGGUGGUCUUGCGCCAGAGGACUGCGAUAACCUCAAAGCCUGCUCAUUAUGGAUCGGUAUCAUUGAGAUUAAGCUGGCUGUCGCCGAGAGCCCAAAUCCAGAUGAGAUGGCUUAUGAUGACCACUUGGAGCAGUUCCAGCAUAUCACAGAUAUUGCACGGAUUCUGGCAGACUCAGCUACGGGCUCAAGUGAGACUGAUUUUUCGCCGUUCAGUUACAGGUACUCAGUUUUGCCUGCGCUCUUGUGGUCUGCGGCCAAAUGUCGCGAUGAGAAGGUCCGUCGUGACAUGUGUUCUAUAAUGCACAAGCGACCAGGGGAUGACUACUGGGUAUCUGCGACAACCGUGGCCUUGAAGAGACUGAUUGAUGUGGAGUCAAUUGAAGUUAAGCCCGGGGAAAUCAUUCCUGUAUCUGCUCGGGCUUACUGGGUCAACGUGGAGAUCCAAUCCGAGAAAUCCAGAGUUGAGCUACGGUAUCGCAGGCCUCAAUACGUGUCACAAUCGAAACAUGAUGGUGAUAAAUGGGAACGCGACUCAGCGAAAUACUAA
Penicillium brevicompactum is the source of this 1230-nucleotide messenger RNA. RefSeq lists its product as uncharacterized. The coding region runs from base 1 to 1230 and encodes 409 amino acids. The transcript has a single exon. The record is from RefSeq and is a predicted model, not a curated record. NCBI's taxonomy places the organism in Eukaryota, Fungi, Ascomycota, Eurotiomycetes, Eurotiales, Aspergillaceae.